AUGGGCGCCGCGCUCCUCCUCGCCCUCGGGCUUCUGGCCCAGAGCUUCAGCCUAUCUUUGGGCAGCCCCGAGCCAAGGAGGCUCAGCACCCUGGACCCCUGGCGCCGGGCACAGAUGCGAGGCCGUGUGCGGAGAGCCUGGGUCAUACCCCCAAUCAGCGUGUCUGAGAACCACAAGAGCCUCCCCUACCCCCUGGUACAGAUCAAGUCUGACAAGCAGCAGGUGGGCAGUGUCAUCUACAGCAUCCAGGGACCUGGCGUGGACGAGGAACCUCGGGGUGUCUUCUCCAUCGACAAGUUCACGGGGAAGGUGUUUCUCAACGCCACACUGGACCGUGAGAAGACGGACCGCUUCAGGCUGAGAGCCUUUGCCCUGGACCUGGGGGGAUCCACCCUGGAGGACCCCACAGACCUGGAGAUCGUGGUUGUGGACCAGAAUGACAACCGGCCAGCCUUCCAGCAGGAGGUGUUCACUGGCCGGGUGCUGGAGGGCACAGUGCCAGGCACCUUCGUGACCAGGGCGGAGGCCACGGAUGCUGACGACCCAGAGACAGACAAUGCGGCCCUCCGGUACUCUCUCCUGGGGCAGGGCGGCCACGAGCUCUUCACCAUCGACGAGCUCACAGGGGAGAUUCGGACAGUGCAAGUGGGGCUGGAUCGAGAGGCGGUCGCUGUGUACAAUCUGACAGUGCAGGUGGCAGACAUGUCUGGAGAUGGCCUCACCGCCACUGCCUUGGCCAUCAUCUCUGUGGACGAUAUCAAUGACAACGCCCCAGAGUUCACUAGGGACGAGUUCCUCAUGGAGGCCCCAGAGGCUGUCAGUGGAGUGGUUGUGGGGCGGCUCGAGGUGGAAGAUAGGGACCUGCCAGGCUCCCCCAACUGGGCGGCCCAGUUCAUCAUCUUGGGAGGUGACCCUGAUGGGCAGUUUGCUAUCCGCACAGACCCCAAGACCAACGAGGGAGUACUGUCCAUGGUGAAGCCCCUGGACUACGAGACCCAAGAGCUCUACCAGCUCAUGGUAUUGGUGCAGAAUGUGGCCCCACUGCAGGUGGCUGCCCCCAGGGCCAAGAGGGGCCAGGCACGGGUCAACAUACACGUGCGGGACAUCAACGAGGCCCCCGUGUUCCGAGAGAACCCACUUCGGACUAGCCUGGCUGAGGGCGCACCCCCAGGAACCUCCGUGGCCACCUUCUCUGCCCAGGACCCUGACACACAGCAGCUGCAGAGGGUCAGCUACUCCAAGGACUAUGACCCUGAGGACUGGCUGCAAGUGGAUGGAGCCACCGGCCAUAUCCAGACCCAGCGGGUGCUCAGCCCCGCCUCACCCUUCCUCAAGGACGGAUGGUACAGAGCCAUCAUCCUGGCCCUUGACGAUGCCUCCCCACCCUGCACAGCCACUGGCACCCUGUCCGUGGAGAUCCUGGAGGUGAACGACCAUGCCCCUGUGUUGGCACCACCACUUCUUGACAGCCUGUGCAGUGAGCCCCACCAGGGCACCGGCCUCCUCCUGGGUGCUACAGAUGAGGACCUGCCCCCCCACGGGGCCCCUUUCCACUUCCAGCUGAGCCCCAGGCUCCCAGAGCUCAGCCGGAACUGGAGCCUCAGCCCUGUCAACGUGAGCCACGCACGCCUGAGGCUGCGGCACCAGGUCCCCGAGGGCCUGCACCACCUCAGUAUUCUGCUGCGGGACUCAGGGCAGCCGCCCCAGCAUCGUGAGCAGCCGCUGAACGUGACCGUGUGUCGCUGUAGCCAGGAUGGCGCCUGCCUGCCAGGGGCUGCCGCACUGCGGGCAGGGGGCGCAGGCAUCAGCCUGGGUGUCCUGGCCAUCAUGCUGGGCAGUGUCCUCCUGCUGCUGUUGCUGGUCUUGCCGGUGGCGCUCCGAGUGAGGCUCCGGCAGCGGACUCAGGGCAAGGGGGUGCUGCCCGGGCUGCAAGAUGACCUUCGAGACAACAUCCUCAACUAUGAUGAGCAGGGAGGGGGAGAGGAGGACCAGGAUGCCUACGACAUAAGCCAGCUGCGCCACCCCGCAGAGCUGACUGCCCAGAGCACCCUGGGACGGCCACUACUGCGCCGUGACACCCCCCACAGCCGAAUGCCCCCCCAGCCACCCCGAGCAAUGCCUACCAGUCCUGCCAACAUCAAGGACUUCAUCAAUGAGGGUUUGGAGGCUGCGGACAGUGACCCCAGUGUGCCGCCCUAUGACACAGCUCUCAUCUACGACUUCGAGGGUGAAGGUUCUGUGGCUGGGACACUGAGCUCCAUCCUUUCCAGCCUGGGUGACCAGGACCAGGAUUAUGACUACCUCAGGGACUGGGGUCCCCGCUUUGCCCGGCUGGCAGACAUGUACGGGCACCCAUGGGGGUCCGAGUGAGGGGCUAGACUUGGCAUCUAGAUGUGUCCACUGGGCCAA
This is a messenger RNA of Otolemur garnettii (small-eared galago), 2409 nucleotides long. It is a transcript of the gene CDH15, whose product is annotated as cadherin 15. Gene Ontology annotation, molecular function: cadherin binding; calcium ion binding. The record is from RefSeq and is a predicted model, not a curated record. The coding region runs from base 1 to 2370 and encodes 789 amino acids. Lineage: Eukaryota; Metazoa; Chordata; Mammalia; Primates; Galagidae. Gene Ontology annotation, biological process: cell morphogenesis; cell-cell junction assembly; multicellular organism development. Gene Ontology annotation, cellular component: plasma membrane; adherens junction; catenin complex. The transcript has 14 exons.